Molecule: messenger RNA, 3124 nt
Organism: Paramecium sonneborni
Lineage: Eukaryota; Ciliophora; Oligohymenophorea; Peniculida; Parameciidae
Source: the annotation of a GenBank genome assembly
AUGAUUGUUGACGAAGCCAUUAUAUUAAUUGAAGAAAUUGAAUAACCUAUGAUUUAAGAAGCAUUUUUAUCAUAAGAAUAUGAAAUGCCUGGGAAUAAAUCAAGUAGAAUGGUGAUAUUUCCUCCACAUUUUUAUUUUGGACUUGAAGAUAAAAGAAAUGCAUUAAAUUAUAUUGCUCAUGCUAAGGAUGGAAUUGAGUUUAAUAUAUAAAUAGGAUUUGAAAUAAAGGAUGAAAAAGCUUCAAUUCUCGUGAUCUGCAAUUCAUUGAAUGCAAAUCUUGACUAAUCGUAAUUUUUAAUAGUAUAAAAUAGGAAAAUUUAUAAAUUAUCUAGUACAAUAUUUUUUAAAAAAACAAAAAAAUAAAAAGAUGUAAAAUUGGAAACAAAGGAGAUUAUAUUAAGAAUACCUUUAACAUAGAAAUAAAAAGAUGUUUAAUUAUGUUUGAUGAAUGAAAUUUUAAUAGAAGUAGCACCAAAAUACAAUAGUCGUGAUGAAGUAGGUUUUACUGGAAUUAUUAAUAAUGCUGCUACAUGUUAUAUGAAUAGUGUAUUUUAAAUUUUGUUUAAUUUGGGAAUAGUUUAAAAGCUAGUUUAUUCAAUAGAAUCUGAUUAACAUAAUUAAUUUCCAUGCACUGUAUUAAUUUAUUAAUAUUUAGUUAUAAUCCUUAUUUUAUAAUCUUAAACAUAGUAAGAUAGCUAUAUCAACUUAAGAGAUCAUCAAAUCAUUUAAAUGGGAUGUUGAUUAAUAAGCAAUUUAAUAGGAUGUUUAAGAAUUUAUAAUGGAAUUAUUGAAAGCAUUAGGAACAAAAGCUCCAUAAAUUGAAAAUGAAAUUAACUUUUUCUUUUAGGGUAUUCUAGAAAAUCAUAUAAAAAAUGAAUAUUUUGAUAAUAAAAAUUAAGAAUAGUUUAUGGAUAUUCAACUUAAUAUUACUAAUUCUUUAAAAGAAUCACUUGAUUUAUUUGUUGAAUAUGAACCAUUAGAUUCUUAUAUUCAUGAAGAAUUAGGCAGUUAAGAAGCAAUAAAGUUUCAUAAAUUUAAAAAACUACCUCCUAUUUUACUUAUAAAUUUAAAGAGAUAUUAAUUUGAUGGAUAAGGAUUUACUAAAAAUCAUGAUAGUUUUUAAUAUGAUAAUUUAAUUAAUUUUAAAAAUUAUUUAAUAGAUGAAUAAGAUAAAUUUUAUGAAUUGUAUGCUGUAUUAGUUCAUAGAGGAGAAGCUAUAAAUCAUGGUCAUUAUUAUUGUUAUAUAAAACCAUUUUUUAAAUCUUUAUAAUGGUUUAAAUUCGAUGAUAAGUUUGUUACUAGAGCAACAUAAAAGGAGGUAUUCUAAAAUAAUUUUGGUGGUUAAUAUUAAUUACCAGAAUAUAAUGAUGAUUUAGGUGAAGUUAUUGUAGAAAAUAAAAAUAAUCCAGAAACAGCUUAUAUGUUAGUUUACUUAGAAAGUAACAAUCCAAAUUUAUUAUCUUUUCCAGAAAAUUAUCCUGAAUGGAUUUUGAAGUAGGAAUAAAAGAUUAAUGAUUUGUAAUUUGAAUAAAAGAAUUAUAUUUCAACAUAUUUAUUCUCUAUUAAUCAUUUAAAUAUAAAUUAUAAUUCCUAAAUUAAAUUAGGAAUUAUAUUUCAUAGAUAGGCAUCAAACUAAUCAAUCGAGUUGAAUGCAAUUGAAGCCUUUUUUGAUUAAUAUACAACUCCUUUAAUUAUACCUAAAAUUAUUACAGUUUAACAAAUCAUAGAUUAAUUAUGUGAAAAAAUAAAUAUAAAUAAGAAUAAUGCUCAUUUGUUAAUUUAUAGAAUUACACAACUUAAACCAAAUUUAGAAUCUGUAAUUUUAAUGUAACCAUAAAAAUUAUUAACUUUUUAUUUAGCAAAUAAAUAUUAUCAAAUGGCUUUGAUGCUUAUUUCAACAAAUCCAGAAGAUUAAUAAUUAAUAAAUAACUAUUUAAGUUUAGAUAAAAUUAAACUAGAAUAGAAUAUUUGUAAAAGUAUUAAAGAAUAAAAAAUAAUUGAAAAUAAAAUAAUUAUAUUUAUGAAAACCGUAAAUAAUUUGGUAGUUUUAUUUUAAUAAGUUCUAAUUUUAAAUAAAGAUGAAAAUAUAGAGGAUCAUAUAAAUAAUUUAUUCAAUCAAGAUCUUAAAGUUAAUAUUUUAUACUAAAAUGAUAGUAUGUAAAUUAAAUAGUCUUCUAAAUUUAAAAAUACGGAAUAUUAUUAAGCCUAUUUAGAUUAUGACUUUAAAUUUUGGUCUAAGAUUUUUGAAAUAGAGAAUAUGAAAGAAGUUUUAAUUCGAGUUGUAAAUGAAAAUCAUUAUAUUUCCUAAUUAUUUAAUAAGGAAGAUUCUACUUAAAAACUUUUAGAAUAUUUAGCUUAAUUAGAGGAUUGCCAUCCUGAUAAUAUAUAAAUUAAAUAUAAAGAUAAAAAAGGUAAUUAUUAAAUCUUACAAUAAUAAUAAAUAAAAAUAGAUGAAAUUACUUAAUAUGAUAACAAUAUAACUUAUAAAUAGACAGUUAUUCCUGUAGGAGCCAUGAAAGAAUAAAUUAGUUUUUAAGUUGGAAAUUAAACAUACAUAAUUUAAAAGAGUAUGAAUUUUAUGGAAUUUAUGGAAUAAGAAAAUCUAAAAGAAACUCUUCCUUUAUUAAUAUCUAAAAAAGAUUAAAAAGCUGCUUGGGUUUUACUUGAUCAUAAUGCCAAAAUUUCUAAGACUAUUUCUAAAUAUAAUAUUAGAUUUAUGAAACCAUUAAUUUUAGGUAAUGAUAUUUAUGUGAUUUGCUUUUUAUAAAGUGUAGAAAUUAUUUUAUUAUGUAAUCCUUUACUACUUAAUAUAUCCAAAACAUGUACAAUAGCUGAAAUUACAAAUUUUAUCAUUGAGAAUUUAAGUUAGAAUCCAAUUACAUAUAAAACAUAAUAAAUAUUAAUUACUUAAGAUGCCAUUUAUAGUACUGAAGAUUAGAAAACAUAGACAUUUGAUUUGUAAUUAAGAAUUAAAAUAAAUAAUGAAGAAGUUUCAUAAAAUAUUUCUGUUUAAGUAGGCUCUUUAAUUUCUGAAGAAAAAUAGAUUACACUUAUAAUAACAUUUUUAACCAUUAGAGAUACUAAGAAUGAUAAACUUAGAUAAAAAGGAGUUUAAAUUCUUUGA